Molecule: messenger RNA, 234 nt
Organism: Thlaspi arvense
Lineage: Eukaryota; Viridiplantae; Streptophyta; Magnoliopsida; Brassicales; Brassicaceae
Source: the annotation of a GenBank genome assembly
AUGGGAGGCAACAACAGGCAGAGCAAGUCCCUGUUCUCCAUUUUCAACAUCUUCAAGUCCAAGAGGUCGACUCGCCGAGGCGACGACUACUCGGGGGAUGACUCAGUCAAGCGCUACAGGGUCUGGCCGAGCGACGAGGACCGAGACCGCUGGGUCGCCGAGUACGACAUUGACCGCAAGGCCUCUGCCUACAUUGCCAUGCGACGUGCCGCCACUAAGAUCGACGACGAAUAG